Peniophora sp. CBMAI 1063 is the source of this 1983-nucleotide messenger RNA. The record is from the annotation of a GenBank genome assembly. Lineage: Eukaryota; Fungi; Basidiomycota; Agaricomycetes; Russulales; Peniophoraceae.
AUGGAGGAUGCUCAACCGACGCGCUUUUCGACUCCGCCUCCGGACUCUACAGUGCCAAACGGGAAUACAUCUACCGAACCUCUGGAAGAUGUCUCUGAUGGACCUGCGGAACGGCUAAGGGUGGGAUAUGUUUACGAAGAACAGAUGACUCUGCAUCGACAAGACCCCGUCACAGUGCAAUCUCAUGGCACACACCCAGAGGCUCCUGAGAGGAUCACGAGAGUCCACGAGAUCUUCAAAAAUAACUCGCUUUUGAAGCAUAUGAAACGAUUGCCUAUACGUGCUGUUACGGAAAGGGAGGUCUUACUGGCACAUGCUCGUGAGGUCUGGGAAGAAGUGCAGUCUUUGGCCACUUUUACAGUCGAAGACAUUUCCAACUCUGCUUUUUACUAUGAAACCAAGAGUCUAUACGUCUGUCCUACUACACCGAUUGCGGCCCGGCUGUCUUGCGGAGGGGUGAUAGAAGUCUGUCUCGCAGUAGCUCGGGGAGAGAUCGAGAAGGCCUUUGCCAAUGUACGACCUCCUGGCCAUCACGCGGAGCCGGACAAGUGCAUGGGCUUCUGCUUCUUCAAUAACGUCGGUGUGGCUGUUCGUGCUGUGCAACAGCAAACGAAUAUCAAGCGCAUCAUGAUCUUAGACUGGGACGUUCACCAUGGAAACGGAACGCAAAAGAUCUUCGAGAAAGAUGCAGACGUGCUAUACGUUUCUCUACAUGUUUAUGAGAAUGGGACGUUCUACCCAUGUGGUGUAUACGGUGCCAUGGACUCUUGUGGCACCGGACCUGGGCGUGGCAGAUCCGUCAACAUUCCGUGGCCGUCGACAGGGAGAACGGACGCAGACUACCUUCUUGCAAUGCAAAGUUUAGUCAUGCCAAUAGCGGAGGAGUUCGCACCAGAACUAGUCAUCAUCUCUUCGGGUUUUGACGCUGCGGACGGGGACGAACUUGGUCGCUGCAAGGUCAGCCCGGGUGGGUAUGCCCACAUGACACAUAUGCUUUCUAGGCUGGCUGGCGGGCGUGUGGUCGUCGCUCUUGAGGGAGGCUAUAAUGUCAACUCGGUAGCGAGGUCCGCGUUAGCUGUGGGCAGAACACUCUUGGGGGAGAGUCCACCGGAGAUGGAGCCUCUUACUGCUUCAGAAGAAGCAAGUGAGACCAUCUUCGCCGUUGCAAAGUUCCAAAGCCAGUUCUGGAAGAAGAUCGAUAUGCGAGCCGUGGAGCCGUUAGACGAUGAAGACCGUCAAGUCACCUGGUCAAUUCCAGACUUGGUACAGGCUCAUCGGACCGAUUACAUGUACCGCCAGCUGGGAAUGGUACAACUUCCCAUUACCAAGACCUUUGAACAAUAUAGUUCGCAGGUGAUGUGCACGAAGGACCUCUGGUCAGCGGAAGUCAUUGUUCUCUUCGCCCAUGAGAUGGGUAACAUGAGGGCCGAACUCGCGAGCAAGAUGACUUGCGACAUCGAGAUGGAAAGCUCGUACCUUAUAGAUGCUUCAAAAGGCAUCGUGGACUGGUGCAAGUCGGAGGGAUACGGCUUAGUUGAUCUGAACCUGCACAUCAAGCGUCCACUGAUUACGAAAGCCGAUAAGGAGAGUACGCGUGGCAUUAUGACAUACAUCUGGGACAACUACCUUUGCUUGACCAAUGCUCGUAAUAUCAUACUCGUCGGCCAUAACCAAGGUGUCCAUGCUGUAAUGGAGUUGAUAAAUUCCCGAGCUGCAACGGUAACACGCCAGGUUUCACUGGUGGCCCAAUUCGUCGGUUACUCUUCGCUUCCUCUUGUGACGAAGGGUGAAGAACAGCUGAGGGCAUGGUACUCUUCGCACUCGGUCGUGUUCAUUCCCCAUGAUCAUCCGGUGAAGAAGGACGGCAAGCAUCUCAAGAGGCUAGGGGGCUUGGUCACGAGCAAUGAGACCAAACCUAUCAAACUUCUUAUCGAGAGUUUGGGAUCACUCAAACGGGAAGCAAAAUCCCGCGUCAAGCAGUGA